AAUAUCCAUUUACUUUAGGAAAUCCAUCUUACUGAACCAGGACGCUGCUCUUGCAUGUAUUACUAUUUGUCUAACUUUAAAGGAUAUGGGGAACAUGGGAUGGGUGUGGUGAUCAACGUCAGUUUCCCACCUGUGACCAGUCUGUGCUGAUAGAUUGCCCCGGGGUCGCCAUGCGGCGCGUGCUGCUGGCGGUUAGUGGGAGCGUGGCGGCGGUUAAACUGCCGGAGUUGGCGGCGGGAAUCGCCGGUCUGCCCGAGGUUGAAUUAGUAGUGGUGACCACAGAACAUGCCAAACACUUUUAUGACUCCAAAGAUGUCUCUGCUAAAAUAUAUAGUGAUUCAGAUGAAUGGGAGAUGUGGAAGCAGAGGUCAGAUCCUGUCCUACAUAUAGAUUUGAGGAGAUGGGCAGAUCUAAUGGUGAUAGCACCUUUGGAUGCCAAUACGCUAGGAAAAAUAGCCACCGGAAUCUGUGACAAUUUAUUGACUUGCAUAGUUAGAGCCUGGGAUCUUAAGAAGCCACUACUCUUCUGCCCAGCCAUGAACACUGUAAUGUGGGAGCAUCCGAUUACAGCGACACAGGUCCAAACACUGAAGAGCUUUGGUUAUAUUGAAGUUCCUUGCAUUGUAAAGACAUUGGUAUGUGGAGACAAAGGUUAUGGGGCAAUGGCAGAGAUAUCAACAAUUGUGGAAAAGGUAAAAGAGUGUUUGGAACAGUCUCCAUAGCCGCUGAUGAUGGGAGAAGCAGAGCCAACUUUCAAACAUCCACAAUUUUUCACUUCAUUUUAUUUAGAACUUUGUUCUGAAUGUAAACUACUUCAACAUUGGGAUUAUAAAUAACAAACUGAUUCUAAUCAAAUUAUGCAAGCCUUGUUAUUACUCAAAGUUGGUUACUGAAACUAAAGUGAUGUUGUAAAUUGUUUUGCUGCUGCUGGGAAACCGCCUGCACUGUCUCAAAAAUUCACCAGAAAUCUGUUAGCUUCUGUGAAUGUUCCUCCCUGCGGUGAGAUGUUGCCACAGGUGCCUGCCCAUGUUUUGUCUUCACCUGUAAAAGAAGCAUACUUCAGACUGACACCAUGUAGCAGUGAAUAUCAUAACUGCUGCACCCUUGAAUUAGAUUAGAUUACUUACAGUGUGGAAACAGGCCCUUCGGCCCAACAAGUCCACACCGACCCGCCGAAGCGCAACCCACCCAUACCCCUACAUAUACCCCUUACCUAACACUAUGGGCAAUUUAGCACGGUCAAUUCACCUGACCCACACAUCUUUGGACUGUGGGAGGAAACCGGAGCACCCGGAGGAAACCCACGCAGACACGGGGAGAACGUGCAAACUCCACACAGUCAGUCGCCUGAGGCGGGAAUUGAACCCAGGUCCCUGGCACUGUGAGGCAGCAGUGCUAACCACUGUGCCAUUGUGCCGCCCCUAUUGUUGGACAAUUUGGGCAUAUGUGAUGUCAGGUUUAUGCCAGUAGAAGAAGGCAUUAGCAGUUUAAUACAAUGGAUUAAUGCAUUCAGUCUGAAUUAUAGAAUGACACUUUUUAUAAGUAAUAUUUACAGAGGAACCUUGAUUAUCCGAAUAUCGGUUAUCUGAAUAUCGGAUUAUCUGAAGAGGUGUCGAGGUCCCGAUAGAAACAUUAUGUCAAAGAGCUGUUGUAACCUUGAUCUUGUCUUUUGUUUACAGGUACAAUGAUUAAAAACAAACUUGACUCACUGAAAUGCUGCCAAGAACAGUCCUGGACAGUCCAGGCAGCUCUCGCUCUCAUUCUCUCUCCCGCCUAUCUUGUUCGGAUAAUCGAGAUUCCUCUGUAUUAUGUGAGGCAGUCGCUAUGUAUUGUUAGAUCGGACACUUGUUCAUGUGCUCCAAUUCUAUCUUUCAUUAUCUGAACACAAGUGCUUCAUUUUAUAAUGGUCUCAUGUAUGUGAUGACAGCUUGCCUGAUUGUAAAGAAUUUUAAAAUAAAAGUAGAUUUUCCAAUUGA
Hemiscyllium ocellatum (epaulette shark) is the source of this 1976-nucleotide messenger RNA. RefSeq names its product phosphopantothenoylcysteine decarboxylase (gene ppcdc). Gene Ontology annotation, molecular function: phosphopantothenoylcysteine decarboxylase activity; FMN binding. Gene Ontology annotation, biological process: coenzyme A biosynthetic process. Gene Ontology annotation, cellular component: phosphopantothenoylcysteine decarboxylase complex. Lineage: Eukaryota; Metazoa; Chordata; Chondrichthyes; Orectolobiformes; Hemiscylliidae. The transcript is spliced from 5 exons. The coding region runs from base 171 to 722 and encodes 183 amino acids. The record is from RefSeq and is a predicted model, not a curated record.